AUGUCGCAUCGCAAGUUUUCGGCGCCGCGACACGGUUCGAUGGGCUUCGUGCCCAAGAAGAGGUCAAGGACUCACCGAGGCCGUGCCAAGGCUUUCCCGAAGGAUGAUCCUUCCAAGCCCGUGCAUCUUACCGCCUUCCUCGGAUUCAAGGCUGGCAUGACCCACAUCGUCCGCGACGUUGACAAGCCCGGAUCCAAGGUCAACAAGAAGGAGGUCGUUGAAGCUGUCACCAUCAUCGAGACCCCGCCCCUCGUCGUCGUUGGAGUCGUCGGCUACAUCGACACGCCCUUCGGACCCCGCGCCUUCAAGAGCGUGUUCGCUGAGCAUCUGUCCGAAGAUUGCCGUCGCCGCUUCUACAAGAACUGGUACAAAUCCAAGAAGAAGGCCUUCCAAAAGUACGCCAAGAAGUGGCAAGAUGAGGAUGGAAAGAAGUCUAUCGAGUCGGACCUCAACAAAAUGAAGAAGUACUGCUCUUCGAUCCGCGUCAUUGCCCAUACUCAGCAAAAGCUGCUCAAGAAGCGCGACAAGAAGGCCCACAUCCUUGAAAUCCAAGUCAACGGAGGCACCAUUGAGGAUAAGGUCAACUGGGCCCGUGAUCAUCUUGAGAAGCAAGUACCGAUCGACAGCGUCUUCAACCAGGAUGAACUGAUCGACACCAUCGGUGUGACGAAGGGACACGGAUUCAAGGGAGUCACCAGCAGAUGGCACACCAAGAAGCUGCCGCGCAAGACACACAAGGGUCUUCGCAAGGUUGCUUGCAUUGGAGCAUGGCAUCCUUCCCGCGUCCAGUUCACCGUCGCUCGUGCUGGACAGAAGGGAUACCACCAUCGCACGGAGACGAACAAGAAGAUCUACCGUAUUGGCCGCUCGGCUCUGAAGACCGAGGGCAAGAAGAACGGAGCCACCGAGUUCGAUCUGACUGAGAAGACCAUCAACCCACUGGGUGGUUUCCCUCAUUACGGUAUCGUCAACCAAGACUUCAUCAUGAUCCGUGGUUGCUGCCUGGGAACCAAGAAGCGCCCGAUCACCCUCCGCAAGUCUCUCAUCGCCCACACGAAGCGAUUCGCCUUCGAGAAGAUCAACCUCAAAUGGAUCGACACAUCUUCCAAGUUCGGACACGGACGUUUCCAAACCGCCGCCGAGAAGAAGUCUUUCAUGGGCAAGCUCAAGAAAGAUUUCCUCGCAGAGCAAGAAGUCGCCAAAGCC
Mesorhabditis spiculigera is the source of this 1206-nucleotide messenger RNA. NCBI's taxonomy places the organism in Eukaryota, Metazoa, Nematoda, Chromadorea, Rhabditida, Rhabditidae. The record is from the annotation of a GenBank genome assembly.